AUGUCCGCGGAGCUGAUACUGCGCUCCAAGGAGCUGUUUGCGCGGGUCUUCCAGGAGCCAGCCAACGUUAUCGUCUGUGCGCCCGGGCGCGUCAACUUGAUCGGCGAGCACACCGACUAUAAUGAAGGCUUCGCGAUGCCCUUCUGCAUUGGCAAGUACACGGUGAUUGCGGCGCGACGGAGGACGGGCGCCACAUGUCGCAUCACGUCGGCGGGUGUGCCGGGCGCCAUCUCCACCUUCCCCGGCGACUCCUCCCUCAGCCCCGGGCCAGAGGGCGACUGGACGAACUAUGUGCGCGGCGUCGUCUUCGGAAUGCUGCCGAUGCUGCCCGGAGGGUCGUGCGCCUUCGACGCGGCCGUCGUCUCCGACGUGCCGCUCGGCAGCGGCCUCUCCUCCUCCGCCUCGCUCGAG
This is a messenger RNA of Emiliania huxleyi CCMP1516, 411 nucleotides long. RefSeq lists its product as hypothetical. The record is from RefSeq and is a predicted model, not a curated record. NCBI's taxonomy places the organism in Eukaryota, Haptophyta, Isochrysidales, Noelaerhabdaceae. The transcript has 2 exons. Gene Ontology annotation, cellular component: cytosol. Gene Ontology annotation, molecular function: ATP binding; galactokinase activity. The annotation marks the transcript as partial. Gene Ontology annotation, biological process: carbohydrate phosphorylation; galactose metabolic process.